AGAAUUUCAAGGGAAAAUAUGCAAUGAAAAAUUAAAUCAACAAACAAAAAGAAAGAGCGAGAAAUAUGGAUUGGAUCGUUACUCCUAAAACAUACGUCGAUUUUGUCAUGCAAAGAACUGAUGUUUCUCACCUAGUUUUAAAUCAUUAUCCGCCACCUAAACCGACAAACCAUGGAUGAUUUACACGCGUCUCCCCCCACUUCUCUACAUAAACCACUUCGAUCACCUCAGCUCAAACCAAACCAGUUGCUAAAGAAACAAAAAGAUGGGUAAAAGAUUGUGGCUUUUGCUGGUAGUGCUUGUUCUUGGCUAUGGAGCAACAAUGGCAAUAGGGUUCAAAGGAGAGAAACCAAAGAGUGGUGAAGGAGACGUAAAACAGGAAUGGUUCUUGUUGCCAAACUCAGAGUCUGUGAUAAAAACCGAUGCUGGAGAAAUGAGGGUUGUAAGAAGCCAUGGAGGAAGGAUUUUUGAGAAACUAUUGCACAUAGGGUUCAUUAAAAUGGAGCCUCGGACCCUUUUCCUCCCUCUUUAUCUUGACUCUAAUCUGAUACUCUUCAUUCAUGCUGGUCAAGCCACGGUAGGGUUGAUCUACAAAGAUCACAUGGUGGAGAGGGAAUUGAAGAAUGGAGAUGUGUAUCAGAUCCGAGCUGGUUCAACGUUCUACAUUUUGAACACAGAGGAAUCUCAGAGACUUCACAUUAUUUGUAGCAUUGAUCCCUCUGAGAGCCUCAAUAUGGGUACUUUCCAGCCUUUCUUUAUUGGUGGAGGAACCUAUCCAACAUCAGUCCUUGCUGGGUUUGGCUCUGAAACUUUAUCAACAGCAUUCAACGUCUCGGCGUCGAAAGUGAGUGGCAUUUUGAGAAAACAACAGGAGGGGCCAAUUGUUUAUUUGACCCACUCUCAUGGAUCAAGCAUUUGGACAAAAUUCUUAUUACUUGAGCAACAAGAUAGACUGAAACACGUAAAGAGAAUGGUCCAAGAACGAACUGAAGAAGAGAAAGAAUGGUCAUGGUGGAAACUGUUACCCAAUAUUUUUGGAAUUCAAGACAGUAAUAAGAAGCAUAAAGCUCCAAAAUCCUACAACAUAUACCAGAAAAGCCCUGAUUUCAAGAACAACUAUGGAUGGAGAACUGAAGUUGAUGGAUCUGAAUAUAAGCCUCUCAAAAAUGCUGGAAUUGGCAUUUUUCUUGUCAAUCUUACAGCGGGAUCGAUGUUAGCACCGCAUUUGAAUCCAAGAGCGACAGAAUACAGCAUUGUAUUAAGGGGAAGUGGUAGAGUUCAGGUAGUGUAUCCAAAUGGAACCUUAGCAAUGGAUACCUAUGUAAAAGAAGGCGAUAUGUUUUGGGUACCAAGAUACUUCCCUUUCUGUCAAAUAGCAUCAAAAUCAGAGCCAUUCAAGUUCUUGGGAUUCACUACUUCAUCACAUAAGAACCGACCUCAGUUCCUAGUGGGUGCAAAUUCCCUUCUUCACACUUUGAACAACCUUGAACUUGCCGAUGCAUUUGGUGUGAGCAAGAAGAGAAUUAGACGUUUGAUCAAUGCUCAACAUGAAUCUAUUAUCCUUCCUUCAUCAUCAUUAACAGAUGAUGAUGAUAAGAAAAAUAAGGUGUUUGCAUUUUAA
Messenger RNA from Gossypium arboreum, 1621 nucleotides. Its product is annotated as vicilin-like seed storage protein At2g28490. Lineage: Eukaryota; Viridiplantae; Streptophyta; Magnoliopsida; Malvales; Malvaceae. The record is from RefSeq and is a predicted model, not a curated record. Bases 266 to 1621 code for a protein of 451 amino acids. The transcript has 5 exons.